Molecule: messenger RNA, 1223 nt
Organism: Sinocyclocheilus grahami
Lineage: Eukaryota; Metazoa; Chordata; Actinopteri; Cypriniformes; Cyprinidae
Product: homeobox protein Mix.2-like
Exons: 3
Coding region: 99-1079 (326 amino acids)
Biological process (GO): hematopoietic progenitor cell differentiation; endoderm development
Molecular function (GO): DNA-binding transcription activator activity, RNA polymerase II-specific; DNA binding
Source: RefSeq, a predicted model, not a curated record
AGCUCUGACGGAAGGCUGGCCCACUGGAUAUAUAAUGCCAUUCGAAGGUAAGUCGAAUCAUUCCGAGCUGAACACCAGUACAGUAGGACUAGGUCACAAUGGCAGUCGUGCAUGGAAACCUUGGGAAUGGACCCUUAAAACAAUUCCAGCUGUUUCCUACCGCGGAUUUGGAAAGGAGGACUAACAUACACACAACAGAUUACGCAGCUCAAGACCGGAUGAGGUUCCUCAAUGGCGCCUCCAGAGCGGACAGCGCGAGCUUGUUUACGCACCGCAGAAAACGCACCAACUUCACGCAGCAGCAGAUUGACGUCCUGGAGAAAGUCUACUUGGACACCAAAUACCCUGAUAUUUAUUUAAGAGAGAAACUUGAGGCACUGACCGGCUUGCCAGAGUCGAGAAUUCAGGUCUGGUUCCAGAACCGAAGAGCCAAGUCUCGGCGCCAGGUGGGAAUUCCUGUUCCAAAUAAGACCAGUGUAAAUGUUCCGACCACCAACAGUCUCCUUAUGAACCAGUUUACGAUACAUCAGAACCACACUGGCCUGGAGACACAAAGACUGCCAAAGUUUGCCACGAGGGACAACUUCAGUCAACAGCUGAUCAACUCCUCAGAUGAGAAGCUCUGCACCAUGGAAGGGGGCAUGUACAACCCAACCACGAUUCCAUGCAUGUUUAGCAGAACAGAGGAGAACCAGAUCAAGACGGAUCACCUGAGUGUCGUGGUGCCACGCAAUUACACACAGCAGUAUCCGAAGGGACACGGACAGUUUAUGAGCACCAGCCAUGCUAAGUCUACAAUGAAGCAGUUUUUGGUGGAGUAUGAUAACUUCCCUCCGAACAAGACCAUUGGGCCAGAGAUGAAGGUUGUUAUUCCACCUCUGCCAUCACAGAAUAACUUCAUGAUGUCUUCAUCAUCCCCCAAACAUGUCACCUGUUCUAUCCAAAGCAUGCCAGUAAAGGUCCAGCCGGGAAGUUUUGAAACUUUCUCUCCCAUUAGAGCAAGCGAAGCCGCCGAGUUCUCAGAUUCCGAUUCGGAUUGGGAAAGAGAAGCCAUGUCUGGUUUUAAUGGGUUUAUUUAGCGUUUUCAAUUGAUCACUCACAGACUUUAUCUGAAGCUUUGAAGAACAUUUAAGCUUUGAAAAUCAGAUAUUUAUUGUAUAUUUCAGAUAUUAUUGUAUGUUAUGUGUGAUUGACACAAUAUGGAUGUAAAGACAUUCUGCAUU